AUGGGCAACAAUCAGCUGGAGGGGCCAAUCCCCCACCUCGGAGAUUGUUUCCACUUGGAGGAUCUCUUCUUGGGCGAAAAUGCUUUGAACGGCAGCGUGCCCCCAGAACUGGGUCGUUUGAGGGGCCUGCGGCAAUUGCUUCUUUACGAGAAUCGGCUGACGGGAGCUAUUCCCAAGGAAUUGGGGGGCUUGGAGGCCUUGAGCGAACUCUUCCUCUCGAGGAAUCAGUUGGAGCAAGAGAUCCCAAAGGAGCUCGGGCAGCUUAAGUCACUGCGAUAUCUUCAGCUUGCACAGAAUCGGCUCAGAGGGGAAAUCCCCAGAGAGUUGGGGCAGCUGAAGGCUCUUGAGGUCUUGAGCCUGGACCAGAAUGACUUCGUUGGGGAAGUUCCUAGAGAGCUGGCUCAGCUGGAGAAUCUGAAGCAAUUCUCUCUCGCGCAGAACCAGUUGACCGGCAGCAGCUACCGGAUUUCCAGCAUUUGGAAAAGCAACACUCAAUUGGAGAUUUUGGACUUAAGCUGGAAUGCCUUCAGUGGAGACCUGGGGGUAGGGCUCUCAGUCAACUCUUUGAAGCAUCUUCGGUAUUUGGAUCUCAGCCACAACAAUUUUCAUGGCGGCCUUGCUGGGCUCGUGGAGAGAUUUUGCCAGUUGAGCCCCAAGGGUGGAGACCUGCAGGAGCUUCGUUUGAACCAUAACGACUUCACGGGUGAGGUCCCGGCCUGUUUGAUGCAGUUCCCGAAACUGAAGUUCCUGGCGCUCAACAACAAUCGCUUACAAGGCCCGCUUCCGGAAGUGAAUACUUCAGAGCUUGUGAUUCUGGCCUUGCACAAGAAUCAGCUCUCAGGUGUGCUCCCCAAAGGUUUGAAGCAGCUAAAGCACCUUGGAGUUUUGACCUUGCACCAGAACUUCAUCGGGGGAAGCAUCAUUGAUCUUAGCUUAACGACGCCGUGCAUGGACAAUGCCAAGUUCAUCACUGGACCGUUACGAUGUUGGCAGAUCAAGCGGAUUACGGGGCUACUUUCCUUCUUGGACUUGCCGAUUGACCGCCGCGCGGUCGAGGCCAACUGCCCGACCUUAUGGGAUGGCUGCAAAGCUCUCAAUGGUUCAGCCAAUGUGACGCUGCACCGGAACCGUUUCUCAUGCCAAGUGCCUGAGAGCUUGACCUCUGGGGUUCCGGUCACAGGUCUGGUGGUCAUGGGAAACCUGCUGGGUGACGGGAGCGAGUUGAACUCAUCUUGGAUCCUGCCAGAGGAGAAGCAAUCCUUUCUGUAUUACUCCAAAGAGAUUUGGAGGUCUCAGCUCUCUAUCCUGACAGGUUUCUUGACCUUGUUGGUCUUUGCAGCCCUGUGUCGUCCGCAGCGGCGGGGCACCUUUCCUGGGCGCCGUGCCACAGCCCUGCGGCGCAACUUGGGGGUCCGCCGCACAGCCCGGGUUGCAUCCUCCAACUUUGCCAUGAUACUUGCUGCACGUAGUGCUUUUCUAAUGGCAGCGCCACUUCUGUUGCUCUUUGGGUGCUGGGGCCAUUACUUUGACUGUUGCCCACCUUUAUCUCAGACGACACUGGCCAACUUCCAAGCGGAGCCCCCGGUCGAGCUGGGCGUCAUCGUCUGCUGGUCUGCGCUGCUUCUCUUCUUUCGAAGCACGGUGGCCAGCAUGCCCGCAGACCCUGCGUGCGCCCGACCUGCCCAAGUCGGACUCUCGCCCGGUGCUGAGGGCGGGUCGGACUCUCGCCCUCGCACGGCGGUGCUUUGGCGACUAACCAGAAGGUCCUUGGCGUGGCUUCUUUGGGUUGGCGUGGUGCUUCCCAUCUUCUCCUUGCCGUCCAUUCUCUUCGCACUGGCCCAGUCGCUGCCAGCUCAGCAUUCCUUGGCCUUGAACGAAAGCCUUUUGAAUCUGGCUUACCGGACAGCACCAGUGGUGAUGGUUUUGAUUGACAUGGCUUUGGCAGUCAAGAUCUCCAUCAAGUACUCCCAAGCGUUUGGCUUGCAAACAUAUCACUUGUUAAUGAGCUUUCGUCUUUUUUCGGCCUGGCUCCUGCCAGUCUUCAUCACCGUUUUAUUGGAUGAGAACUGCCUCUCAGGGUGGAAAUGGACUUGGACUGUUUGCCAAGAGGACUCAUUGGAGCAGCAACGCUUUGACUGGAGCAUCUAUGGGGAAGAGAUCCUAAACACCAAGAGAGACAUUUGCACCUUGAGCGAGACAUGGUGGUCCGAUGGUCGUUGCAGCCGAGCGAUCGUCGGGAACCUGAGCCCGUUUUUGCUCAAGAAACUGCUGACGCGAAGCACCAUGCAACCUUUCCUGUCGUGGCUGGUGUGGCAGUUUUCGCGUUUGGAAGCCGAUUCAGGGGAUCCUCAGGCCGGGCGUCAUUUGAGACUGCGCGGCUUUGGACGGAGGGGACCGAAGACCAGUAGCUCUCUAAGGCCCUUGGAGCAAAUGGCCCUGCUGACCACACAGCUGGAAGUCUUGAUUGUUUGGACACCUUUGGUCCCUUUGCUGAGCCUUGGCAUUUGGAGUGCGGGCACUGCGAAUCUGCUCCUCUUUGACGCGGGUGUGUGGAACUUUGGAGUGCGACUCCCCUUGGACGCGAUGAACCGCAAAGCUGCACUGUCAAAGUCGUACUUGACCUUCGCCCUAGGCGCCGGCUGCUGCUUCCAGUUGUGGCAUGCCUUUGGUGCUGAGAUGUAUGGGCGAUACAUCUUGCUAAUCUUCAGCCUCGCAGUCAUGGGGCCCUGGGCCAAACGUUUCUUGCCCUUGGAGCUGGCAAGGAGCUAUUUCUGGGCAGAGGCAGAUAAAGCCAGUGAAAGCGAGUUCAUUGAAAUGAUCCAAACAGUCUCCGCAGGAUCCUGA
Messenger RNA from Durusdinium trenchii, 2844 nucleotides. The record is from the annotation of a GenBank genome assembly. NCBI's taxonomy places the organism in Eukaryota, Dinophyceae, Suessiales, Symbiodiniaceae.